AAGCAUGAACCCGUAGGCGGAGCGGCAAGAUUUGCUACCGCCAUAAAAGAAUUUCGCCAGAGGUUUGGGGAGGAUAGUUCAUGCGUAUUAUUUAGCGGUGAUGUGUUUAAUCCAUCUGUAGAGAGUACCGUCAGUAAAGGAGAACAUAUGGUUCCGACGAUGAACGAUUUUGGAAUUGAUGUCGCAUGUCUUGGCAACCACGAUUUCGAUUUUGGAUUACCUGUACUCGAGAAUCUGGUGGGAAUGACUAAAUUCCCGUGGCUAUUGUCUAACGUAUUGGAUCAAGAGUCGGGCGAACCGGCAGCUGGUGGUAAAAGAUGGCAUAUCUUGGAAAAGGGAGGAUUGAAGCUUGGAAUUAUAGGAUUGGUGGAAAAAGAAUGGUUAGAGACUAUACCUGGUCUUCCAAAAACACUUCAAUAUGAAGAUUUCAUAGCAGUCGGGAAAGAACUUGCCAUCAAAUUACGUGAUCCAAAUGGCCCGUAUGCAGUGGAUUUGGUUAUAGCUCUCUCGCACUCCAGAUUGCAAAAUGAUAUCUUAUUAGCUAAUAAGUGCAAGGGCUUUAUCGAUCUAGUGCUCGGCGGUCAUGACCACUUUUACUAUGUCAGCAAAGGCUGUGAAAUGCGAGAUGGAUGGGAACGGGAAGAGAUACAAGGCAGCGAAGGUGAUGAUGACGUAUAUAUAAUUAAAAGCGGAACAGACUUUAGAGAGUUGAGCAUUUUAGAGGUUGACGUAGAGAAAAUAAGCGAUGGCGAUACUGGAUCAAAAAAUAUUAAGAACGUUAAAGUGACUCGUCAAGAAAUUACGUCUGAUAUCUUAGAGGAUCCCCACUUUGUUGAUUUGAUAAAGUCUUCAACGUCUUCAAUUGCGGCUCAAAUGUCUAAACCUAUCGCCUAUACCAUAACUGCAUGGGACUGUCGAUCCACGAUGCUCCGCACGCAAGAAACUGCGUUCGGUAAUUUUGUAGCUGACCUAAUGUUAUAUGCUUAUCAACCCUGUGUUCCAUACAACAUUGAUUGCUCACUCGUGUGUGGCGGAAGCAUUCGUUCAGACUGUAUUUAUCCGCCCGGGGAGAUUACCGUUGGUGACCUUUUGGAAAUAUUUCCGUUCGAAGAUCCGUCGGUAGUAAUAAGAAUUAGCGGACAACAAUUGUGGGAUGCAUUGGAAAGCGCGAUAUCUAUGGUUCCUAAACAGGAGGGACGAUUUCCCAUAUUUAGUGGGCUUAAAAUUGAGUAUAAUCCAAAAGCGGAGCCAUUUCAUCGAUUAAGAAAUGUAUGGCUCACAGAACGACGUUCUUCAUCAACAGAAGACGUUGGAAAUGAUGAAGGAGAUACGAUUAAUACAGUUGACGCCGAUAUUGAUGACGAGGAUCCAGGACCACAUAUCAUUAUCGGAAAACUUGACAUGAAUAAAACAUACACCGUGUGCACGCGAGCCUACAUGGCGGCUGGCUAUGAUGGCUAUAAAGCAUUAGCACAACCGGAAACGCAAUUUGUGAUAGACGAAGAGAAUGGAGUCAUACUAAGCACCUUAAUUAGGAGGUAUUUUAUAGGAUUGUAUUAUGUCAGCGCAAUGAAAUUUAAUAUGAGUUGCGAGUCGAAAACACAAGAGGCGGUUCUCAAAGCUGCAACACAUUGGAAGAAGCUGGCGGAGACGAGGAGAAAACAGACGGCAUAUAAGCGCAUUUCAAAGAGAAAUAUUAUAGAAGCGUUGUGUAAGUCCAUGGGUGAUAUUGUAAAAGUGUUUGGUAGCGAAGGUGAUGAAGGUAUUCCAUUAGAGAGUAUGGAGUCACUGAUGAAGGAUGCUGAUAAAGAAAAUUAUGAAGAUUCAAAAAAGAAUGCAAACUUUAUGAAAGAUUGGGUUACAGUGGCACCAAUGAUUGAAAAUAGAAUUGGCAUAGUAGAUUUUUAG
This is a messenger RNA of Acaulospora morrowiae, 1908 nucleotides long. The record is from the annotation of a GenBank genome assembly. Lineage: Eukaryota; Fungi; Glomeromycota; Glomeromycetes; Diversisporales; Acaulosporaceae.